AUGUCUUCCCCGAACAAGGACAAGACCAAGGAGAAGGAGAAGGGCUCCGAUACCGAUACAACUUGGUUCCUGAUCAACUGCAUCAUGCACAGCGAGCAUGGCAGACUUGAGAAGAUCAACUGGGAUGUGAUUGCAGAAAAACUGAACAUCAAGACCGGGACUGCAGCAUCGAUGCGUUAUCAGCGUCUCCUGAAAUCAUAUGGGCUGAACAGCGCAUACACCCUCAGGGGCGCGGAAGCUGCAGACCCCGCUCCAGCUGGAGAUUCGGCUGCGUCGGAGCCAAACACUCCAGUCAAGACCACUCCAGCCAAGAAAACCUCAACCAAGAAAAGCUCGGCCAAAACCACCUCAGACAAGACCACCCCAACCAAAAAGCGCAAGUCCACAAAGCGAAAGCGACGGGAUCCCGAGGCUGAGCCCGAGGUCAAGCCUGAGCCCGAGACUGAGGCCGAGGAUGCUAACGAUGAUAAGGUCAAGGUCAAGGACGACGAGAAUGCCGAUGAUGCUGAAGAGGAGGAGUAG
Molecule: messenger RNA, 522 nt
Organism: Penicillium subrubescens
Lineage: Eukaryota; Fungi; Ascomycota; Eurotiomycetes; Eurotiales; Aspergillaceae
Exons: 3
Coding region: 1-522 (173 amino acids)
Source: RefSeq, a predicted model, not a curated record